AUGGCGCAGCUGGUCUGCGGCAGCGAGCAGAUCGCCGAGUGCUGGGAGGAAAGGGAGCAGGAGUUCCCGGGGAUGGCCAACCUCUUUGAUGGCCACGCGGGCUUCUCGGACCAGGCGGCGGACGUGGAGGGCGCCAAGGCAGUCGGCACCCGCCGCUUCUUCGGCGCGCCCCACGUACAAGAUACCUUCGAGCUGGAGAAGAUCAUCUGCGGAAGCAACAAGAUGUCGGAGCACAAGGACCAGCACGAGCAACGGCAACGCGACCUCUCCGAGAUGUUCGAAGGCUUGGCGGGCUACAGCGCGCAGGCGGAGGACGAGGGCGACGGCCGCAGCCGCAGCAAGCGGAACUUUUGGGGCGCUCCGCACGUGCAGGACACUCCGCUUGCCGGGGUUCUUUGCGGCAGCGACAAGAUGGAGGACUGUUUCAGCAGAAGCACCAAGACAAGCACUGUGUGCACGAGCACAUCUUCCGGGGCUGUGCCGGCCUGA
This is a messenger RNA of Effrenium voratum, 489 nucleotides long. Lineage: Eukaryota; Dinophyceae; Suessiales; Symbiodiniaceae. The record is from the annotation of a GenBank genome assembly.